AAACCCCAACGAAAAAUACUCAGAAAAAAAAAAGGUGUGAUCUUUGCAGACACGUCUCGCAAUUUUGUUAGAUUUUGAACCAUCGAUCGAUCAUCUUUGCAUCCACCAGUCCAUCCCAGACUUUGAAUCUUUGAAAGAGAGAGACUUUCUGUGUUACUGUUGUUGUUGUUGCUCGUGGACUUUCUAAUGGCUUUGCAGACCAAUAGCAGCAAUGCCUUGCUCCCAAAGUCCGUACCCGUUUUCUCUGGGGCCGGUGAGGCUCGGCUCCGGUCCCGACUGGUCGGAGCUGGAAUCUGGGCUCGGAGGAGAGCGGGCGGGGUUUGUAUGAUCGCAUGCAAGAGCAGCAGCAGCAGCGAUGGCGGCAAGAAGGCAGGGGGAGUGCCCAAUUCCAACUAUGUGGUGCCGUUAGACAAGUCGUUUUCGUCUUCCAACUCUUCCUGCAUCACCCGCCCUCUCGCUGAAAUCCUCAGAGACCUCAACAAGAGAAUCCCUGAUAACAUCACCCAAGCACCUCCUCACCAUCACUCCACCUUCAUCCCCUGGUACCAUGCGAACCGGAUGUUGAGCUUCUACGCUCCUGGAUGGUGUGGAGAAAUCCGUGAUGUAAUAUUUUCUGACAAUGGAAGUGUGACUGUGGUAUACCGUGUCACUAUACGUGGAUCUGAUGGAGAGGCACACCGUGAGUCAACUGGAACAGUAUCACCCAGUGAUGGCCACAAUGCUGAUCCAGUUACCGCAGCGGAGGAAAUAGCUUUCUGCAGAGCAUGUGCUCGGUUUGGCCUUGGCCUCUAUCUGUAUCAUGAAGAUUAGACGCAGGACGGCAGGAGGGUUGACCUGCUCACUGUGGCAUCUUUUUGUUUAGUUCGUUAUGAAGUCAGAUAGUACGUUCUGCCUGUUGAUGUAAAUAUCUGACAAAUGAGCUGUCAUAUAAAGUUUAUAAACUGGUCUCAUAUUUAUAUGGGUCGGAUUGUGGGAAACAAAUAAAGGUGUGAACACUGCAGAUCCAUUCAUGUCUAAUGCUGUAGACAUUAGAUACAAAGUCAGAUAUUUAUGAAUCAAAUGGAAGAGUCUUCUUGUUUCAAAA
Molecule: messenger RNA, 1084 nt
Organism: Prunus avium (sweet cherry)
Lineage: Eukaryota; Viridiplantae; Streptophyta; Magnoliopsida; Rosales; Rosaceae
Gene: RAD52-2
Product: cobalt ion-binding protein
Biological process (GO): double-strand break repair via homologous recombination
Molecular function (GO): DNA binding
Source: RefSeq, a predicted model, not a curated record